Rodentolepis nana is the source of this 348-nucleotide messenger RNA. The record is from the annotation of a GenBank genome assembly. Lineage: Eukaryota; Metazoa; Platyhelminthes; Cestoda; Cyclophyllidea; Hymenolepididae.
AUGUUUUCUUGGUCAUUUAAAUCGAAUGAUCAUCAAAGGUAUGUAACUGCUGAAAAAGACCAGAUGUAUGAGAAUAGAUAUUUGAAUUUAAUUCGAAUUAAUCCUGAUCUUGCAGAGAUUGAAGAGGAGACAACAAAGAGUAGUGAAGUGGAUGUUAAUCCUAUAAUUCAUGAUGUUGCAGAAGUUGAAGAGGAGACAACACCAAUCAAGGAAAUGGAAGAGGAGACAACAACAAGUAGUGAAGUUGAAGAGGUGACAACACCAAUCAAGGAAAUUGAAGAGAUGACAUCAAAAAGCAAAGGUAAGGAUGAAUGUGAAAUGACAGUUUUCGGCACAGUUACUCACUAG